Messenger RNA from Hermetia illucens (black soldier fly), 1177 nucleotides. RefSeq names its product apolipoprotein D-like. The transcript has 4 exons. Gene Ontology annotation, molecular function: lipid binding. Gene Ontology annotation, biological process: brain development; lipid transport; tissue regeneration. NCBI's taxonomy places the organism in Eukaryota, Metazoa, Arthropoda, Insecta, Diptera, Stratiomyidae. The coding region runs from base 210 to 1040 and encodes 276 amino acids. The record is from RefSeq and is a predicted model, not a curated record.
CAGAUAUAAAACUGGUUGCGAGCCAUCUACAUAGAAUAAAUUGCUUAGAACAUUAGUCGGACCAUUACCGGAAAGAAACGGAGAUCAGUGAAAAGUUGCGGUGACUCUACUACAGUGUUUUGGCUCAAGCUCUAAACUUUAGUGAUAAGACAAAUUACAUUUUUUGUGCAUAAAUUGAAAGUGCGUAGUGGAUUUGAAAUCGACUGAAUAUGGCGAAAGUUCUAUGUUUAAUCGCAAUGUUUGUGGUGACGUUCGAAGUGGUCCAUUCGCAUACAUACCAUGCCGGGUCCUGCCCGACUGUAGAACCUAUGAGUGGAUUUAAUAUGAAACAGUUUCUAGGAAUUUGGUACGCAAUUCAGAAGACUUCGACAGCAUCCACCUGCCUAGUCUAUAAUAUUACAUUAGGGGAUGAACCUGGUGAAUAUCGAAUCAAACAAACAUCUCAACAUUUCGCCCUUAGUUUAACUCGAAUCAAACAUCAAUAUAGUUACACUGGCGAAAUUUCAAUUCCUGAUCCAGAAAUUCCUGCAAAAAUGCAAGUUAAAUUUCCUCUAAACAUUUUUGGCAGCUCAUCCUUCACAAUAUUCAUGUCAGACUACGUACAAUACGCUGGAAUAUUCUCAUGCCAGAAGCUAGGAUUUCUACAUCGACGGUCUGCAACACUACUCUCCCGAACCCGUGAUCUUGACAAGAUCUUUAUCGACAAGAUGCGGUCUCGCCUGUCCUCAUUCAACGUUGAUCCUUUCGAUUUGAGUAUUAUCGAGCAAACUGAAUGUCCUAAAAACGAAUCGCAAGGACUCAAUAUUCACAUUGACGAUGAAACUUUCUCAGUUCGUAGAAUUGCAAACGUAUUCCGCCAGGCCGGGCGAAAGAUUGGAGAUGGUGUGGAAUAUGUUGUGAUCGCAGGAAAGAAGUUUUAUCAUCAAGUAAGCGAUGAUGGAAAAAAUGUUUCUUCUACUGUGGCAGUAGUUUCUUCAGAUAAGGCCAAAAACAUGAUAUUUCCACCUGGAGAAAGUGAUGCAGAAUGGAUCCGGGUAUAAAAUUGGAAUACUUGAUAAGCGUGUUUUAACAGAUGCCCAUAAUUUGAAUUAGUGAAAGAAUGUGAUCAGUAAGAUAUAUUUUAGAUAUGUAUGAACUACAUAGUAUGAAUUUUAAUAAAUAAAAUGUUCAAAAAGUC